Molecule: messenger RNA, 1305 nt
Organism: Megalops cyprinoides (Indo-Pacific tarpon)
Lineage: Eukaryota; Metazoa; Chordata; Actinopteri; Elopiformes; Megalopidae
Gene: xgb
Product: x globin
Exons: 5
Coding region: 140-742 (200 amino acids)
Molecular function (GO): oxygen binding; heme binding
Source: RefSeq, a predicted model, not a curated record
GGCACGGAGCGCGAACGCACGAAAAAAGCAAAUACUUGAAACUGUCCAAAAGGCUCCAGCUUCCACUUAAGAAAUACUCCGUUUGUGUUAUUCCUGUUUUCAUUCCAAUCACUUGGGCAGUGGCCGUGCCUCGCCGAGGAUGGGCUGCGCAAUAUCAGGACUGGGCUUGGCACCCAAACCCACAGCAGAAGCGAAAGAUGAAGAAGCCGCUGCCACCCACCUCAGCGAGGAACAAAUCGACAUGAUCAAGGAGUCAUGGAAAGUUAUCCAAGAGGACAUCGCAAAAGUUGGAAUCAUUAUGUUUGUAAGGUUGUUUGAGACCCAUCCGGAAUGCAAAGAUGUCUUCUUCCUGUUCCGAGACGUGGAGGACUUGGAGCGUCUACGGACCAGCAAGGAGCUGCGAGCUCACGGGCUGCGGGUAAUGUCUUUCAUUGAGAAGAGUGUGGCCAGACUGGACAAGCUGGAGCGGCUGGACCACCUUGCCCUGGAGCUGGGGAAGAGCCACUAUCGCUACAAUGCCCCACCCAAGUAUUAUGGGUAUGUGGGGGCAGAGUUUAUCUGUGCUGUCCAGCCAAUUCUGAAGGAGAACUGGACCCCUGAACUGGAGGAGGCGUGGAAGGCCUUGUUCAUGUACGUCACCAGGAUAAUGAAACAGGGCUAUCUGGAGGAGGAGAGGAACAAGCACAACACUCCAGUUAUCUCCAGCAAGGAGAAACCAGAGAAGAAGAACACUGCCCUUUAGGAGUGCUUCCCAAUGGCAGACAUGCCCAGAGACUUUGUGACCUAUCACAGAAGAGAUCUGUCACAUGUAGCGUAGUUCUGUACAUAGUGUAUUUAUCACAUUCAUUCAUAUACAAGUGGUGCACAGUCUUCACAGCAUCCCAUACAACAGUUGUUUUUCUUUUACAUUUUUCCAGAAGUUGCCGCUUCAAAACCAAAGCCAUGCUAGCCACCUUAUUGAGUUCAGUAUCAAUAGAUCCACUAACAGUCUGCUGAAUCUCUGGUCAUUUCACCAAAAGCAAGCAGCUUGUGGCUUCCUUUUUAUCUCAAGGGCGCUUGUAUUUCUUUAUUCAUUCUUUUUUUAAGUUACAUUUGGCUGCUGCUUGCUGGUCCAGUGACAACAGAUUUCAGUUUUAAAGAAAAAACAAUGUCAUCAAACACAAUAUUCAGUGUCACCACACUGAAGACAGAUGAAUUGUCAAAACAGUGACUGUAAAAAUGUAAACCAUGUCUUGUACUCCAUAGAAAAUGGUUACCCACACUUCAUGUUAAAUAGCAUUUAUCUCUGUUGAAUACAAUGAAGAC